This is a messenger RNA of Pogona vitticeps (central bearded dragon), 2554 nucleotides long. The record is from RefSeq and is a predicted model, not a curated record. Lineage: Eukaryota; Metazoa; Chordata; Lepidosauria; Squamata; Agamidae.
AUGUGCUCCUGCCAAGUGAAUCCAUCAUGCUAUUUCCCGUGUCAACACCAGGGCGUGUGUGUCCAGGUUGGCGCGAAGGGGUACGAGUGUGACUGCACACGGACUGGGUACUAUGGCAGAAACUGUAGCUCACCUGAAUUCUGGUCGCGUCUACGGGAAACCUUCAGGCCCCGGCCGGCCUUCUACCACUUCAUCUUGACCCAUUUCAAGUGGCUUUGGGACAUCAUCAACACCACGUUCAUCCGAGACACGCUGAUGCGGAUAGUGCUGACAUUGCGGGCCAAUCUCAUUCCCAGCCCGCCCACUUACAAUUCUGACUAUGGGUACAUCAGCUGGGAGUCUUACGCCAAUGUCACCUACUUCACCCGUGUCCUCCCUCCGGUGCCGAGCGACUGCCCCACGCCCAUGGGGACAAAAGGACCGUUGGAGCUCCCGGAGGCCCGGCUGGUCGCAGAGCGCUUUUUUCUCCGGAAGACCUUCCACCCUGACCCUCAGGGUACCAACCUGAUGUUUGCCUUCUUCGCCCAGCACUUCACCCACCAGUUCUUCAAGACAUCGGGGAAAAUGGGCCAUGGAUUCACCAGGGCGCUGGGCCAUGGGGUAGAUCUUGGGCACAUCUAUGGGGACAACCUGGAGCGUCAACACCAACUCAGACUCUUCCGAGAUGGGAAGCUGAAGUACCAGAUGGUGAAUGGGGAGAUGUACCCCCCUACCGUGCGAGACGCCCCCGUCCACAUGAUCUACCCCAAGCACAUUGUGGCAGAGGAGCAGAUGGCCACGGGCCAGGAGGUGUUUGGGCUCCUCCCGGGACUGAUGAUGUACGCCACCCUCUGGCUGCGGGAGCACAACCGGGUCUGCGACCUGCUGAAGGGCGAGCACCCGACCUGGGAGGACGAACAGCUUUUCCAGACGGCCCGGCUCAUCCUGAUUGGCGAGACCAUCAAGAUUGUCAUUGAGGACUACGUCCAGCAUCUCAGUGGCUACUACCUGAAGCUGAAGUUUGACCCAGAACUUCUCUUUGGGGUGCAGUUCCAGUAUCGGAACCGGAUCGCCGUGGAGUUCAACCAGCUCUACCACUGGCACCCAUUGAUGCCAGACUCCUUCAGAAUCCGGGACCGAGAGUACCCCUAUGACCAGUUCAUCUACAACACCACCAUGCUGACAGACUACGGCGUGGAGGCCCUGGUAGAGGCCUUCUCUAAACAACAAGCCGGCCAGAUCGGCGGCGUAGCCAAUAUCCACAAAAACCUCCUGAAAGUGGCCAUUGGCGUCAUCGAAGAAUCGCGGCUGCUGCGCCUUCAACCCUUUAAUGAAUAUCGGAAGAGGUUCAACAUGAAGCCUUAUACCUCCUUCCAGGAACUGACAGGGGAGGAAGAAAAGGCGGCCGAACUGGAAGAGCUGUAUGGUGACAUUGAUGCCCUGGAGUUCUACCCUGGCCUGCUGGUGGAGAAGAGCCACCCAAACUCCAUAUUUGGGGAGAGCAUGAUAGAGAUUGGGGCACCCUUUUCUCUAAAGGGCCUCUUUGGGAACCCCAUCUGUUCCCCGGAGUACUGGAAGCCCAGCACGUUUGGCGGGGCCACCGGCUUCGAACUGGUGAACACGGCUUCGCUCCAAAAACUGGUGUGUCUCAACGUCAAGAGGUGCCCGUAUGUGGCUUUCCGAGUGCCGGAGGACGAAGAGGCGACAGCACCGAGUGACACGUCCAGGCGGAAAGACCUCUCAGCCGAGCUCUAACAGUGCCACCAGGAGCCAGGGGGCUGCUGUCGAGUUUGGCCAACAUCUCUAAUGUGUAACAUCUUCCCCGUUUGAAAGAGGGAGUCACACAGACCAUGGCCGGAAAGACGACAAAAGGAAAAGAGAGAGAAAGAAAGAGAAAGCAAAACAUCCAUCUUCAUCAUCAACACACCCUUCUAACGUACUGCGGAAUUCCUCUGCAUUACAGACAGAGAGCAGCAGAAGAAAAAACAAGGUUUGAUUUGUUAGGCGAGCUGAAAGCUGUCUAUCCAUGUUGGUUACCUUCUCCCCACCCAGGACUGUCAGGGGCUACAAACGUCCGCCCCACCCCACCCCCAAGAGGCUAAGAAUGUAGUGCAAUAAUGCCAAGGGUCUCACUAGAUGUUAAAGAGCCACAGGUGCUGAACCCACAUGCCACCCCACAACUGGUUUUCCUCCUUGACACUCGAGGAAUCAGACAGGCAAACAAAGUCUCUGUUUCCUUCUCAAUGACCAGUCACCAAAACAGAGCACGCUAAAUUCAGGAUCUGGAGGUGAAAUAAAAUGGAAAAAUAUGUUGCUAUAUAAAAAAUAUAACUUUUACCACUUGAGGGAACACCCCACUGAGCAUCUUGCUUCAUUUGCUCAGAGAUACUCGGUUUUAAGGCUGUCGCGGAGACCUGCCUGAAGCUUGCGAAACACAGAGUGGGAAAGUUUAUUUUUUCCCCAGCUGAUUUCAUAGUUAGGUCUGUUCCUGCAAAUUCAGGAAUGGUGGGGUUUGACCAGGAAAGAACAGAUAUUGUGGAACGAAGGUGUGAUGAAGGGUGACCUUUCAAAUAAA